Propithecus coquereli (Coquerel's sifaka) is the source of this 2228-nucleotide messenger RNA. It is a transcript of the gene TRAP1, whose product is annotated as TNF receptor-associated protein 1. Gene Ontology annotation, biological process: protein folding. The coding region runs from base 32 to 2092 and encodes 686 amino acids. NCBI's taxonomy places the organism in Eukaryota, Metazoa, Chordata, Mammalia, Primates, Indriidae. The transcript is spliced from 17 exons. The record is from RefSeq and is a predicted model, not a curated record. Gene Ontology annotation, molecular function: ATP hydrolysis activity; ATP-dependent protein folding chaperone; ATP binding. Gene Ontology annotation, cellular component: mitochondrial inner membrane.
GUGGCUGCGCGCGGCGCUUGGGAAGGACGACAUGGCGCGCGAGCUGCGGGCCCUUCUGCUGUGGGGCCGCCGCCUGCGGCCUCCGCUGCAGGCGCCGGUGCUGGCGGCCGCCCCAGGAGGAAAACGGGUCCUGUGUCCUCGGAGGACCACAGUCCAGUUGGGGAGCCUCAGGCGAAGCCUGGCCUUGUGCAUUGGCGCCGCGCAGCCGUACAGCACGCAAGCGGCGGAGGACAAGGCGGAGGCCUUGCAUUCCAUCAUAAGCAGCACCGAGACCGUGCAGGGUUCCGUUUCCAAACACGAGUUCCAGGCUGAGACAAAGAAGCUUUUGGACAUUGUUGCCCGUUCCUUAUACUCAGAGAAAGAGGUGUUUAUACGGGAGCUGAUCUCCAAUGCUAGCGAUGCUUUGGAAAAACUGCGUCAUAAGCUGGUGUCUGACGGCCAGACUCUGCCAGAAAUGGAGAUUCACUUGCAGACCGACUCUGAGAAAGGCACCAUCACCAUCCAGCCUAUGCCCCCACAGGCCUUUCUGGAAGCGCUGCAUAACCAGGCCGAGGCCAGCAGCAAGAUCGUCGGCCAGUUCGGGGUGGGUUUCUACUCGGCCUUCAUGGUGGCCGACAGAGUCGAGGUCUAUUCCCGCUCGGCGGCCUCAGGGAGCCCGGGGUACCAGUGGCUUUCAGACGGCUCUGGCGUGUUUGAAAUUGCUGAAGCUUCAGGAGUUAGAACUGGGACAAAAAUCAUCAUCCACCUCAAAUCCGACUGCAGAGAGUUUGCCAGCGAGGCCCGGGUUCGAGAUGUGGUGACAAAGUACAGUAACUUCGUCAGCUUCCCCCUGUACCUGAACGGAAGGCGCAUCAACACCUUGCAGGCUCUCUGGAUGAUGGACCCCAAGGACAUCGGCGAGUGGCAGCACGAGGAAUUCUACCGCUACAUCGCUCAGGCUUAUGACAAGCCCCGCUACACCCUGCACUACAGGACAGAUGCGCCACUCAACAUCCGGAGCAUCUUCUACGUACCAGACACGAAACCAUCCAUGUUUGACGUGAGCCGGGAGCUGGGCUCUAGUGUCGCGUUGUAUAGCCACAAAGUCCUCAUCCAGACCAAGGCCACAGACAUCUUGCCCAAGUGGCUGCGCUUCCUCCGAGGUGUGGUGGACAGCGAGGACAUUCCCCUGAACCUCAGCCGGGAGCUGCUGCAGGAGAGCGCGCUCAUCAGGAAACUCCGGGAUGUUUUACAGAAGAGGCUAAUAAAAUUCUUCGUUGACCAGAGUAAGAAAGACACCGAGAAAUACGCCAAGUUUUUUGAAGAUUACGGCUUGUUCAUGCGGGAGGGCAUCGUGACCACUGCCGAGCAGGAAGUCAAGGAGGACAUAGCAAAGCUGCUGCGCUACGAGUCCUCGGCGCUGCCUGCGGGGCAGCUGACCAGCCUCGCAGACUACGCCAGCCGCAUGCGGGCUGGCACCCGCAACAUCUACUACCUGUGUGCCCCCAGCCGGCACCUGGCCGAGCACUCGCCCUACUUCGAGGCCAUGAAGCAGAAGGACACGGAGGUUCUCUUUUGCUACGAGCAGUUUGAUGAGCUGACCUUGCUGCACCUUCGUGAGUUUGACAAGAAGAAACUGAUCUCCGUGGAGACAGACAUUGUCGUCGAUCACUACAAGGAGGAGAAGCUUGAGGACGGGUCCCCAGCCGGCGAGUGCCUGUCCGAGAAGGAGACGGAGGAGCUGAUGGCCUGGAUGAGAAACGUGCUGGGGUCGCGCAUCACCAACGUGAAGGUGACUCUGCGGCUGGAUACUCACCCCGCCAUGGUCACUGUGCUGGAGAUGGGGGCCGCCCGGCACUUCCUGCGCAUGCAGCAGCUGGCCAGGACCCAGGAGGAGCGAGCUCAGCUCCUGCAGCCCACGCUGGAGAUCAACCCCAGACACACGCUGAUCAAGAAGCUCAGUCAGCUCAGGGAGAGCGAGCCCGACCUGGCCCGGCUGCUCAUGGAUCAGAUAUACGAGAACGCCAUGAUCGCAGCUGGGCUCGUGGACGACCCCAGACCGAUGGUAGGCCGCCUGAACGACCUUCUGGUCAAGGCCCUGGAGAGACGCUGACGGCCCAGGGGGUGCUGGUCCUGGGUGGAGCUGUGGCCUCAGCCUGUGGAAGUGUCUUCCAGGCAGGGGGAGGAAGGACUGACACACAAAUGAGAAUCUUGAACUUUAUUUACCUAAAUUAAAAGGUAUUUCUUAA